AUGCCGGGACUCACGGGAGAAUCGAGAAAAAUUGCCGGGUACGAGUUCUUCGAAACCGUUCUCGGCAGCCCCAAGUUCAUUGUUGCGCCCAUGGUCGACCAGAGCGAGCUCGCAUGGAGGAAACUCUCCAGGAGGUACGGCGCCCAGUUGGUGUACACGCCCAUGAUCAACGCCAAGAUGUUCGCCGACGCAAAGCACAAAAACUACCGCGAAGUCCAGUUCAACACCGUGCAAGGAGAAGAAGGCGGACCCGAAGACAGGCCGCUCAUUAUCCAGUUCUGCGCCAACAACCCCGACUACCUCCUCACCUCCGCCAAGGCACUGGAACCGUACUGCGAUGCGGUUGACAUCAACCUCGGGUGCCCGCAAGACAUCGCGAAGAAGGGUCAUUAUGGGUCGUUCUUGCAAGACGAGUGGGAUCUCAUUCACGACCUCAUCAGCAUCUUGCACAAGAACCUGUCCAUCCCCGUCACUGCCAAGUUCCGGGUGUUCCCAACGAUCGAGAAGACGGUCGCAUACGCGAAGAUGCUCGAGCACGCCGGCGCGCAAAUGCUCACUUGUCACGGUCGCACGCGCGAACAACGGGGCCACAGAUCUGGCGUCGCGGACUGGGAGAAGAUCCGGGCGGUGAAGAACGCGGUCUCCGUACCCGUCGUCGCGAACGGGAACAUGCUCUUCCACGGGGACGUCGAGAGGUGCCUCGCUGCGACGGGCGCGGACGCUGUCAUGUCCGCCGAGGGUAACCUCUACAACCCUACCAUCUUCACUCCCGCCCAACCCUCUGCCUCUACCUCCACUACUCCCUCACCCAUGGCGAAAUACCUCACCGGCCUCCACCCGCGCAGCACCACCCUAGCCUCAGAGUACCUCACGAUCGUCCGCGAGCAGAAGACGCCCACGGCGCCGAGCGCGGUCAAGGGCCACCUCUUCAAGCUCCUCCGGACGGCGCUCGCGAAGCACACGGACCUGAGGGAGUGGAUGGGCCGCGUGCGCGCGGAGAAGGACGAGCGCACCUGGGACGGCGCGUUCGAGCGGUACGAGGAGAUCGUCCGGGAGCUCGACGCGCGGCUGGACGCAGACAUCGAGGCCGCGGGCGCGAAGGACAAGCCACUCGAGGAGCUCGCGCGCCUCGAUCCCGCGACCGGCUUCCCCGUCCUCCCCCACUGGCUCGUGCAGCCGUACAUCCGGCCCCUGCCUGAAGAGCCCGCAUUGUCCAAGCCCGCGCCGGCGAGCCAGAAGAGCGGGGUUGCCGUCGUGGUCGAUCCGGCGUGCGAGCCGCAGGUGGCGCGGGGCGCGAAGCGGCAUGUUCCGGAUGAAGAGGGGGAUGCGGGCGCGGGAAGAAAGGAGCGUGCGGAGGAGGCGGGAGAAGACGGGGAGGUAGAGGCGAAGAGGAUCUGUGACAAGGACCCGGAUCUGACGCUACUUUGA
Molecule: messenger RNA, 1428 nt
Organism: Epithele typhae
Lineage: Eukaryota; Fungi; Basidiomycota; Agaricomycetes; Polyporales; Epitheliaceae
Product: Dus-domain-containing protein
Exons: 9
Coding region: 1-1428 (475 amino acids)
Biological process (GO): tRNA processing
Molecular function (GO): tRNA dihydrouridine synthase activity; flavin adenine dinucleotide binding
Source: RefSeq, a predicted model, not a curated record